This is a messenger RNA of Saccostrea echinata, 453 nucleotides long. RefSeq lists its product as uncharacterized. The transcript has 3 exons. The record is from RefSeq and is a predicted model, not a curated record. NCBI's taxonomy places the organism in Eukaryota, Metazoa, Mollusca, Bivalvia, Ostreida, Ostreidae. Bases 1 to 453 code for a protein of 150 amino acids.
AUGACUGUUGCCAGUCCUGUCCUAGCAGGCUCCGUGACUGUUGCCACUCCACCCACAGUAGGCUUCCUGAAUGUUGCCACUCUACCCACAGCAAGCUCUAAGAGUGUUGUUACUCCACCCACAGCAGGUUUCAUGACUGUUUCAACUCCACCCACAGCAGGCUCCAUGACUGUUGCCACUCCUCCCACAGCAGGCUUCCUGAAUGUUGCCACUCCACCCACAGCAGCCUCCAUGACUGUUGCCACUCCUUCCAUAGCAGCCUCCAUGAUUGUUGCCACUCCUGUCCCAGCAGGCUCCAUGACAGUUGCCACUCCACCCUAUGACUGUUGCCACUCCUAUCCUAGCAGGCUCCGUGACUGUUGCCACUCCACCCACACAGGCUUCCUGAAUGUUGCCACUCCACCCACAGCAAGCUACAUGACUGUUGCUACUCCACCCACAGCGGCUUCAUGA